AGCUUUUCUGAAGGGAUGGCUUCCUCCGCUCCCUCGUCCUCCAACGACGCUCCGGACCCCAUCCCAACUAAUUUACGACCCACAACUUACGACUCGUGGUGCGGCGUGGCUCACGGGUGCACCAGGAAGAUCGGGCUGAAGAUAUGCGGGUUCCUGCAGAGGACCAACAGCCUGGAAGACAAGGGCCGGAUCGUCAGCUCCCUGAAGGAAAGGCAGUCCUCCAAGAGCCUGUUGGCGUGCGAGAACAGCGAGAAGGAAUCCAGGUUCCGGCGCACCGAGACAGACUUCUCCAAUUUGUAUGCCAGAGAUUUGCUGCCCGCCAAGAAUGGCGAGGAGCAGACCAUGCAGUUCCUGCUGGAGGUCGUGGACAUCCUCCUCAACUACGUGAGGAAGACGUUUGACAGAUCCACCAAAGUGCUGGACUUCCACCACCCGCACCAGCUCCUGGAGGGCAUGGAGGGCUUCAACCUGGAGCUCUCGGACAACCCCGAGUCCCUGGAGCAGAUCCUGGUAGACUGCCGGGACACGCUGAAAUACGGAGUGAGGACAGGUCAUCCUCGCUUUUUCAAUCAGCUGUCCACAGGACUGGACAUUAUUGGCUUGGCUGGGGAGUGGCUGACAUCAACUGCUAAUACAAACAUGUUUACCUAUGAAAUUGCCCCUGUUUUUGUCCUCAUGGAACAAAUAACACUCCGAAAGAUGAGAGAGAUUAUUGGAUGGUCAAAUAAAGAUGGCGAUGGAAUAUUCUCACCUGGAGGAGCUAUCUCCAACAUGUACAGCAUAAUGGCUGCACGGUACAAGUAUUUCCCUGAAGUCAAAACCAAAGGCAUGGCUGCAGUCCCUAAACUGGUUCUCUUUACCUCGGAACAUAGUCACUACUCAAUAAAGAAAGCCGGAGCUGCACUUGGAUUUGGAACAGACAAUGUGAUUUUGAUAAAAUGCAAUGAAAGAGGCAAAAUAAUACCAGCUGAUUUGGAGGCAAAAAUUUUGGAAGCAAAACAAAAGGGGUACGUUCCUCUUUUUGUAAAUGCAACUGCAGGCACAACAGUAUAUGGAGCCUUUGAUCCAAUACAGGAGAUUGCAGAUAUAUGUGAAAAAUAUAACCUCUGGCUCCAUGUAGAUGCUGCCUGGGGAGGCGGACUCUUAAUGUCCCGAAAGCAUCGUCAUAAAUUGAAUGGAAUAGAAAGAGCCAACUCAGUCACUUGGAAUCCACACAAGAUGAUGGGAGUGUUGUUACAAUGUUCUGCCAUUCUUGUCCGGGAGAAGGGUAUACUUCAAGGCUGCAAUCAAAUGUGUGCAGGCUAUCUCUUCCAGCAAGACAAACAGUAUGAUGUAUCCUAUGACACUGGAGAUAAGGCAAUUCAGUGUGGUCGACAUGUGGACAUUUUCAAAUUCUGGUUGAUGUGGAAGGCAAAGGGUACAGUCGGAUUUGAAAAUCAGAUCAACAAAUGCCUGGAGCUGGCAGAAUAUCUCUACACUAAAAUCAAAAACAGAGAAGAAUUUGAGAUGGUUUUUGAAGGGGAGCCAGAGCAUACAAAUGUAUGUUUUUGGUAUAUUCCGCCAAGUCUCAGGGGCAUGCCAGACUGUGAUGAGAGAAGAGAAAAGUUACACAGGGUGGCACCGAAAAUCAAAGCACUGAUGAUGGAGUCGGGUACUACCAUGGUUGGGUAUCAGCCUCAGGGCGAUAAAGUCAACUUCUUCCGAAUGGUCAUCUCAAACCCAGCAGCAACUAAGUCUGACAUUGACUUCCUCAUUGAGGAAAUAGAGAGAUUGGGGCAGGAGCUGUAG
Messenger RNA from Gymnogyps californianus (California condor), 1788 nucleotides. It is a transcript of the gene GAD1, whose product is annotated as glutamate decarboxylase 1. Gene Ontology annotation, molecular function: pyridoxal phosphate binding; glutamate decarboxylase activity. Gene Ontology annotation, cellular component: presynaptic active zone; cytoplasm. The transcript is spliced from 16 exons. NCBI's taxonomy places the organism in Eukaryota, Metazoa, Chordata, Aves, Accipitriformes, Cathartidae. The coding region runs from base 16 to 1788 and encodes 590 amino acids. Gene Ontology annotation, biological process: GABA biosynthetic process. The record is from RefSeq and is a predicted model, not a curated record.